This is a messenger RNA of Leptosia nina, 1614 nucleotides long. Lineage: Eukaryota; Metazoa; Arthropoda; Insecta; Lepidoptera; Pieridae. The record is from the annotation of a GenBank genome assembly.
AUGUAUCUUUCGUCGAUUAGUUCCCAUUUGCUGUUAUAUGAUACGAACAGCUGGGAAGUUAAAUAUUCUUACGGGAAGUCCGAGGGUAUUCUAAAGGAUGUUUCUUGGAGCGAUGACAGUAAAUACAUACUUCUUGUAAACCCUAAAGGAGCUGUUGAAAUAUUGAGUCCUGCGAUUCAAAAUCUUACCCUACAGCACGUACCAAUUGAAGAAUCCUCCUCUGCUACCUUCCAGCGAGAUGGUCACCAAAAUAUUGCGGUUGGAACUCAGAAAGGAGAAGUUAUAAUCUGGGAUGCUAAGAAUAAAGCUAAGAUAAAGACAUUUCCUACAUCACCAAACCAUACUUGUGUCAACAUCCUUAGCUUUAACGCUAAAAACACUAGUGUAGCAGCAACAAUGCAGAAUGGAGACACUGUAAUUUAUGGCCUUGCUACAAAUAUCCCAGUUUCUACAGUAAAGCUGAACUGCUCUAAAAGCAUAUCUGCUAUGAAAUUCCAUCACGAAGCUAGAUCCUUAUUAGGUCUAGCGACUGAUGAGGGUCAUGUCAUAUUAAGAGAUAUAACUACUAAUAAGGACAAAGCAACAUUUGAGGACAGUCAUGCAUCGCCUGUCACUGAUUUUGUAUUUUCUUUGAUAAACAAAGAUGUCAUGUUAUCUUGCGGAUAUGAUAAAAGCAUGCAAGUUUAUGACAUAAGGCAAAAAAAUGUUGUAUCAACUUUAAAGACACCAUAUGCACUUACAGCUCUAGCUAUUAAUAGUGAAAAUCAUGUAGCACUCGGUUCUCAGAAAGGUCAUGUGUUGCUUUAUGACUUGAGAGAUUUAACGUCACCUUAUAAGGUACUGAAAGGACAUGACAACAAGGUUCAGAAAGUAGCUUUUCAGCCUCCAAGAAAGAAGUUUUUCUCACCAGAUUUAAGCUUAGUUGACAGACUGGACAUUUACAGCCCGGCUAAAGCAUCACCUUUGAGAAAUUGUUCAUCUGACAUGUUUUUUGCUAAUAACACACCACCUAAACCUACUGAAGUACCCCCAACUGAAGCCGAAGACUCCUUUCUUCUUAUGAUGGGCAUGAGAGAUAAAACUAAUGAUGGUAUAGAUAGUGAUGCCAACAAAUCUUUUGACAGUAUAGGAAAAAUUGAUCAAAUUGAAUUUAGAUUACAUCAAAUCGAUAUGGAAAAGAAUAUAAGUAAAUCGUCCACUCCAAUAGUUAAUAAAACAACUGAACAUAAUUCCUUACACCCUAUGUUACAUAAUGCAGUAAGUGAAGGAAGGAUAUCUAAUGGAAGAGCCCCAAAUAUUACAAAUCCGAAGCAGAACUCCCUUAGAAAUGAUGCCAUCAUAGACGAUAAGGCUAUUGAAGAUUUAAAAGACUUUAUGAAAUUAAACCUAUCAUAUGUCACUGAUGAGAACAAAAACUCUUUCCUUCACAUCAUGAUGGCAUUGACUAAACAAAACUUAUAUCUUGAAAAGCAGUUAUCAAAUAUGAAUAAUCGUUUAUUGAGCAUUCAAGAAACACAAACUGAAUUGUUAGAAAUUAAUAGGAAUCUUGCCAUAGAAAUUUAUGAAAUGAAAAAUAAGCAUAACUUAAAUAACUCUUCAAAACGUACAUUAUAA